AUGAAUAACCCCAAUGAUGCAACGAUCGACAUACCUCUCAGCAAGGUCGAGACGAAGACGGGUGCUCGUCGACCAUCGUGGGAAAAGCAUCAGGCAGGGGCCAAUGGCCAUGAGAUGAACGAAAAAACUGGAUUCUAUCAGCGCCACGUCGCCGGUCGACGAAAAACAGCUAAGAAAACAGGUCGUGGAGAUGACGGAGAAAAUGAUACGAUCACUCAGAUGGGACAUAUCUACAACAAGAUUUUGAAUUUCUCCAUCGUUACUCGCUAUUUUCUCUAUGUCCUCCCAGUGGCCUUUCUGAUUUCAAUACCGAUCAUCAUCGGAGCUACAGCCAAACAGGAUGCUACCAUGGGAGGAGUCCGGAUUGUUUGGAUAUUCUCUUGGUUACUCAUCGUAUGGUUAAGUUUGUGGGUCUCGAAGCUUGUGGCCAAGUUCUUACCCGCGAUUUUCCAAUUCCUGUGCGGCAUUGUCAGCUCAGGCACGAGAAAAUACUCGCUAGUAAUCAGAGCUCUCGAGAUCUAUCUGUCCUUGUGUGGAUGGGCUCUAACGUCGCUGGCGACCUUCAUCCCCGUGAUGACGCACAAUCCGACGCAAUCUGCUCAAGCAAAAACCUAUGCAAAAGAUAUUAACUCGCCAGACCGUGCAAAACACGACAACGCCCUGUUGUAUAAAAACGCGGCCGCGAUUAAGCCUUGGGAGUCCGUCGUACAGAAGACUCUAGCUGCGUUCCUCGUAGCGACUUUGAUCUUGUUAGCUGAGAAACUUCUGAUCCAGCUCAUUUCUAUCGGAUAUCAUCGAACACAAUUCAACGCCAAGAUACAAGGCUCCAAACACAGGAUACACUUACUCAGCCUCCUUUAUCAAGCAUCGCGGAAUCUUUUUCCAGCAUAUUGCCCCGAGUUUGCUCAGGAGGAUUAUGUCAUAAAUGAUUCCAUAGAACUCGGGGACGGUCAUGCGGGUCAGAGGCAAUCCGGUUCGGCAACGCCAAUGAGACUUUUGCAGAAUGUUGGCCGAUUUGGGGACAAGGUCACGUCUGUCUUUGGUAACCUUGCUCAAGAGGUUACAGGGAAAGAGGUGUUUAACCCCAAUUCACCGCAUUCAAUUGUCGUGGAGGCUCUGGAGAAGAAUAGAUCGGCGGAGGCGCUGGCGAAGCGGUUGUGGAUGAGCUUUGUGGUGGAAGGUAAAGAAGCGCUCUAUCGGGAGGACAUCGUCGAAGUUCUCGGGCCUGACCUUAACGAAGAAGCCGAAGAAGCAUUUUCAGUCCUCGAUCGAGACGGAAAUGGUGACAUUAGUCUUGACGAGAUGAUUUUGACUGUCUGCGAAUUUGGGAAAGAACGGCAUUCGAUCUCAAACAGCCUGCACGAUGUUGAUCAAGCCAUCCAUGUAUUGGACAACCUUCUCUGCACGGUGGUUUUAAUCAUGUGCAUCUUCGUUUUCGUGGCGUUUUUGAACUCCUCAUUCACUACCACGUUGGCGACGGCUGGCACGGCCAUUCUAUCUUUGUCUUUUGUAUUUGCUGCAACGGCUCAAGAAGUCCUUGGAUCUUGCAUAUUCCUCUUUGUCAAGCAUCCAUUCGAUGUUUUAGAUCGCGUCGAUGUCGGGACUGAUCAGUUGGUCGUCAAGCACAUCUCGUUAUUGUUCACAGUGUUUCAGCACGUCAGCUCGCACAAGAGAACCCAGGUUCCUAACGUCGUUCUCAAUGGGCUUUGGAUACAAAACAUAUCCAGAUCUGAGGCCAUGCGCGAGCAACUUCAAAUCUUCAUUGGUUUCGACACCACACUUGAGGAUCUUCAAUUGUUGAGAAACGAGCUCCAUACCUUCGUGAUGGAGAAGGACAAUUCACGAGAUUUUCAACCGGACGUCAAUGUUGAGAUCACUGGCAUUGCCGCUAUGGAUAAGAUGGAGCUCACAGUUGAGAUUCGCCACAAAUCAAAUUGGGCAAAUGAGACAGUUCGGGCAGCUCGACGAUCGAAAUUCAUGUGCGCCUUGGUCUUAGCACUUCGAAAGAUCCCUAUCUAUGCACCUGGAGGAGGAGGUGCCGCCCUUGGUAGCGUUGAUCAACCUACUUAUACGGUUGCAGUAUCAAAUGACCAGGCUGCCGUCAACCGUAAAAACUAUGAUGAUACAAAGGACAAAAAGAGGCUCUACCCAAACAACAAGCCCGACGUCCCGGACAGGAGCGCAGACAGAGGUUUCUCAACAGGAGCGGAUUCAACGGACCCUCGGGAUUCGGCUACCCCUCCCCCUCUUCGAUUUCGCCAGCCUCCUGCGUCUGAAAGCAACGCUCUGAAUACCCUCAAUUCAAGACACCCUGCAGCAGAUACUGCUGAUCAUCCCAGAGAUUAUGUUGAGCCAACAACGCCAAAGUCGUUGGCGCGGUCGAUCUCGGGGGCGACAGAGACGACUGACUUAGACCGUACCGCUUCGAUCGAGGAAGUACGCGGAAUUUUGCGUCGAGAAUCGACGAAAGGGAAACGGAGGCAAUCUGGGGGAUCGGCGCCCAAGAAGAUUAGGCCUAUAGCUGAGCAGCCUGAUAGACUUCCACGGCCUUACAAUGGACCUGGUCUAGAGUAUGAUCCAUACGCUUAUACCUCCUACACGCAGGAGGGAGCUCCGCCCAAAUACAAAGAGCCUGCCACCGAUUCAAAGAACAGACAACCUCACGAUCAAGAAAUGCAAACAGCAUGGCCUCAGCCGCCAACUACUACUCAUAACCCCAGACCUUUGACUGAUCAGCAACGCCCGCCUCCGUCUUCACAAGUACGACAGGCCCCUCCAAUUGCCCCUCCACCUCAAAUAAAGAAUCCUACUCCUCCACCCAAAGAUAGCGAAAAAUCUUUUGGUCCUUCUAGUCAACAAAUGGCAGGCCCUCGUACAUUCACUAACGAUCCGGCUCAGAUCCGGGCACCUUCUCCUAUUCGGAAUCCCUUUCAAUUACAUGCGCUGAGGGCACAGGCCCAAGGGGUAGGUGUACCCAGGGCGGUGAGAAGUAACAGCCGACCCGAGAGCCAAGUCUCAACUCCAAGUAACGGGGCAGCAACCCCAUCACAAGCUCGGCGGCCUGUACCCGGCGGUGGGAAUGCCUUCGCUCCUAGAGCUCAAUCACAGGAACGUUCCCCCCAGGGGUAA
This is a messenger RNA of Bacidia gigantensis, 3129 nucleotides long. RefSeq lists its product as uncharacterized. Lineage: Eukaryota; Fungi; Ascomycota; Lecanoromycetes; Lecanorales; Ramalinaceae. Gene Ontology annotation, molecular function: calcium ion binding; calcium channel activity. The transcript has 2 exons. The coding region runs from base 1 to 3129 and encodes 1042 amino acids. The record is from RefSeq and is a predicted model, not a curated record. Gene Ontology annotation, biological process: intracellular calcium ion homeostasis; calcium ion transmembrane transport.